Gongylonema pulchrum is the source of this 309-nucleotide messenger RNA. The record is from the annotation of a GenBank genome assembly. NCBI's taxonomy places the organism in Eukaryota, Metazoa, Nematoda, Chromadorea, Rhabditida, Gongylonematidae.
AUGAGCCAUUCACAUCAACUGACUUUAUCACCUUUUUUUUCGAGGUACAAUCAAAUUUUGCUGGAAUUUGAUUACGGCCUGGAUACAGUGCAUAUGAUUUUUGAUGGAAAUAGGAAAACGACGAGCUGGAACACCGGGGAUAAGGGAUACCACAUAAGAUUUGGUAACAAAAUCUACUUCUCAGCUGGAGACAGUGAAGUUGGCUUGUCCGGAUGCUUACGAGCAAUUUAUGUUGGACAUUUUGAUGUCAUCGAUGGAUAUGUGAAAGGUUCUGGAAAGGUAUCUUUUCUGCAAUCAAUUUUUUGGUAA